UUGAAAGAUGUUUUGGUGUGUGGAAAAGGCGCUUUCCAAUACUCUCAAUCAAUGCUAAAAAUCCGUGUAGCUACGCAGACAACACAGGCCAUUAUUAUUGCCACUUCUGUAUUACACAACAUCUGCAGAUUAAAUAAUAUUAGGGAUGUAGAUCCAGAAGUUGCAAUGCCGCAAGAAUCAGGUGACAUUACCUAUGCUGAAGGGAUAGGUCAACAAAAUCACAGUGUCAGACAACAGCUAAUUAAUAAUUAUUUUAGUGUUUAA
Parnassius apollo (apollo) is the source of this 264-nucleotide messenger RNA. NCBI's taxonomy places the organism in Eukaryota, Metazoa, Arthropoda, Insecta, Lepidoptera, Papilionidae. The record is from the annotation of a GenBank genome assembly.